Molecule: messenger RNA, 2032 nt
Organism: Andrographis paniculata
Lineage: Eukaryota; Viridiplantae; Streptophyta; Magnoliopsida; Lamiales; Acanthaceae
Exons: 1
Coding region: 322-1677 (451 amino acids)
Biological process (GO): photosystem I assembly; response to photooxidative stress
Cellular component (GO): chloroplast thylakoid membrane
Source: RefSeq, a predicted model, not a curated record
ACGGCACGGUUGUGAAUAUGCCAAUCAUGCUGGGAAAUGUACGUUUGUUUGUACAGGUAGGCCUAGCAUAGAAUUUGAGGAGUCAAUUACGUGCUCUAUUGCAAUUCUAUUCAUCAGUUUCCUGAACUCACCCCCGUCAAGCUUAGGCUGAAUAUAUAUAUAUAUAUAUAUAUCUAGAGAGAGAGAGAGACGUGGCAAUCACUACGGAAUCCGGUAGGUAGACAUGCAUUCACGUUCUUUCCUCCUUGAAAGAGCGCACGUAAUAUUAUAAAUAGUGUCUUAAAGGAUGGCCAUCUCUUGGAACCACAAGUGAUCCAAAGGAUGAAUCUACCUCUACCUCUACCUGCUUCCGCCAUUAAGUUGCGUGGUGGGCAUGAAGAAACAGUGCUGGGUGCCCGUGUUGCCUGGGAAGAUCAGGAGCAGAGGAAGGUCGUUUCGGACAGGGAAAACGUACAUCGACCUGGGGAGAAACAGAUACUGGUGGAUCCAAUCUCCCUGACUCGCGGAAUCUCUAGCAGCUCCAGGGGAAAGGAGUAUGGGAAUGGGAAUAUUCAUCAUCCGCAUCCUCCAGCUGUGACUACCCAGCGGAGAAUAGAGGAGGAGGAGGAGGAGGCAGUUCUCGCCACCGGAAAGACUGGUAAAUUCAUGAGCAGCAGCCUCCCCAACUCUGCCUCUUCAUCGCCUCGUUUUGUGACAAGGCACAAGAAGAAAUGUAGAAAUCUCCUUCUUCCUCUCCCUCCUCCUCCUCUCGCUCGCCAGCACUCGGUGGCGCUGACUAAUCUGGAGCGGCUGCGGGAGAGCCACUUGAUGAGGAUGAGGAGGAGUAAGUCGUGCGGGGAUGGAAGAGCAUGCCAGCCCUCUGUCGACUUUGAUAUAUGGUCAGCCAUCAACAGGAAGCACCAAGGAGGAGGAGGCAGAUUAGACCAAGAAGAUAAGGCAACAAUAAUGUUUAGCCAGCAGCCGCCGCCGCCGCCGCACAAGUUCAAAUGCGGGACGUGCCUCUUCCUGCCCGGAUUUGGUGGUAGGGGAAAAGCCGUGAAAGCAAGGAGGAACGAGCCCAACGGAGCAGCAGCAGCUGUAUCCAUAUCCAAUAUUAUAGACGGCGAUGUGCGAGUGUCUCUGGAGCGAUUUGAAUGCGGGUCUUGGAGGUCAUCAGCGGUCAUCAGCUACUAUGAAGACAUAGACGGGGGAGGAGGAGAUGAUCAUGCAACAGCUAUGUCGUCGUCCAAUCUGUUUUUCGAUCUGCCAGUGGAGCUGAUAGGGUGCAGCAGCAGUGGCAUCGUCAACGAUAUGGAGUCCCCAGUAACAACAGGUUUCAUGUUCGACCACACCCACACUCGUCGUAGUACUCAUAAAGGGGUCCUCAAAAAUACUAGAAUUACUACCACUACCACUACCGGCACCACUAAUCCUACUCCUCCUCCUCCUCGUCAUAGUAGUAGUAGUAAUGUGGUGGCAAGUACAAGUACUGGUGUUGUUGGGCUUGCUGCUGACAGCAACCAUUCACCUCGUCGUCAUGUUCGUUUCUCCUCUCCUGGUUCUGGUGCUCCCUGCAGUUCAUCAACAUCAUCCUCAUCCUCAUCUCCACCUCUCCUCCUCCUCUGCAACGCACAUGCCCUGGAUAAUGGUGGCAGUGAUGGCGAUCUAAGCGCCUUCUUAGAAGCACAGAGCGCAUAAAGCUCCUCAAUUCAUGAAAGCAACAACCAAAAUGCACACUUGGCUUGGCUUAUUUACUUGUGCAUGAAGGUCUGGUCAACGUACGUGAUGCUGCUUCAUCUUUGAAAAGAAAAAAGCCGCGCAAUGGUUUUUGCUACUUGUAAACGUCAGAAUUGGUUUUUGUUUGUGUUUGAAGUUGAACUGUAGAGCAGCACAGCUUCAGUUUCCCUCCCGAUAAGGAUGGAUUGGAUGGAUGGACAGGAGAGAGUUUGUCAAACUGGAUUAAUUACCCGACUCGUCCCGUCCCGUCCCGUCCGCCCCGUGUUAUGCAUGUGCGUGUGAGUGUAAGCUAAUUACUUGGUCUAUUUUAUAAUCA